AUGAAGAAGAAGCCCGAACCAACGCGCCCGGAGUUCUAUGGGGCGCCAGCACUCAGCUGGGGCGGCUGGGGCGGCUGGGGUGGCUGGGGCGGCUGGCUACAUAGCCAUGAUGAGGAUGGGCUUCUCGAUGACAUGGGCGAUGGGAAUCCCCUGGUUUCGCUGAUCUCGCUCUUCUUCACCGUGGGAGUGCUGAUGGUUCUCCGGCACGAAUUCCACAAGAACGGGGGCCGCAUCACCUUCCAGGUGAUCAAUGCAUUGAUUGUGGAGCUCCUGAACACUUUGUUCACCAGCUUGGCGACGUGGCUGACGGACCGUGAGAAUCAUCGGUCCUACUCGGAGCAUGCGAACCAUUUGUUGGCCAAAAUGGUGGUGUUCAAAUUCAUCAACUGCUAUGUGUCCUUGUACUACAUCGCCUUCUUGAAGGAGCAUUCCUACUUGUUUGGCGUGCCCAUGACCUGUGUCAAUGAUGAUUGUCUCAAUGACUUGGGCGCACAGCUAGCCAUCUUCAUGCUUAUGAGGCUAACUUUGCAGAACAUGAUUGAACUCGGGGGUCCGUAUGCGAUGAUGUGGUACCGUCGAAUGACCGAAGAAUCCGCAUUCAACUUCGAUGCCACCUUGUUCACGAACCCCAUGACCAUCAUGCCGGAUCUCUCUAGCCCAGAGAAGCAGAGCAAGAAAGAGGACUAUGACGUCUACACAGAUAUGGAUGAGGUCUUGAUCCUCUAUGGCUACUCGGUGCUGUUUGUGGUUGCUUGCCCGUGGGUGCCCCUCAUUGCCAUCAUCAGCUUGGUGCUGGAGUGCUUCCUGGACCAGAAGAAGCUGGUACUGCUGUACCGCAGGCCGUUUCCAGAUGCGGCUUCCAACAACGAGCCUUGGGAUACAGCCUUUGAUGUUUUCGGCAUGUUGGCUAUGGCCACCAACACCGCCGUCAUCGUGUUUUCGUCCAAUGUCUUUGCGGGGUGGAACCACUUCCACAAGAUCCUGCUCUUCAUGGUGGUCGAGCACGCCAUGAUUGGCUUCAGGAUAUUGAUCUCCACUCUCUUCCCAGCCAUACCACACGAGGUGCGAUUGCUGGCAAUGCAGCAGCAGGUGAUGGUGCACAGGCACUUGAAUCUCGGUGGUGAAGAAGACAGCCACGAGACUCGCGCCAGUGCAAUGAUGGCCACUGCACAGCCGCCACCCAUUGUGCACGAUGGAGAUGAGGAGGAGGUGAGCCCAGCAUUGGUGGAUGAAAGCAACAUCCAAGGUCAAUAA
Messenger RNA from Cladocopium goreaui, 1254 nucleotides. NCBI's taxonomy places the organism in Eukaryota, Dinophyceae, Suessiales, Symbiodiniaceae. The record is from the annotation of a GenBank genome assembly.